AUGUCAGGAAAAUUAAUUGUUAUUAUUGAGGCUGGUGGAAGGGUGUGUUCAGACAUGUAUAAUGUGAGUAGUGUAGAAACAGAGGAUGGAGAAAAGUCGUGGAGGACAACCCUAUUCAUCUAUGCAUCAAGGCCUUGGUAUUCUGAUGAUGAUCACUGGAUUUUGGACAAACUACUAGGUUGCAGUUAUUGUCAAAAGUUUAAACACAGAAGGGGAGGCGUUGUUCUAGAAUCAGGUGGACUAAGAAAAUUACAGAAUUCAAUUGUGCAAUCAUUUGAAUUACCAAAAUUCACGAACAAAGGGAACCGAAUAGAUACAAACACUGCACAUCUGAUUAAACUACCCAAAAAGGAGUACUUUUGCAGUGAGAAUGAAAAGCGACAGCAAUUUGCUGAACCAUAA
Echinococcus granulosus is the source of this 402-nucleotide messenger RNA. RefSeq lists its product as hypothetical. Lineage: Eukaryota; Metazoa; Platyhelminthes; Cestoda; Cyclophyllidea; Taeniidae. The transcript is spliced from 4 exons. The record is from RefSeq and is a predicted model, not a curated record. Bases 1 to 402 code for a protein of 133 amino acids.